AUGAGUGUCACUCUUAGACCUCCUUCACUCCAGGUAAGCGUCCCAAUCGAUGCUCCAGCAUACUCAGACGGAGCAAAAAACGGCUUGUCGGAUGGUUGCCUGCGAUCAAGCUCCUCGACCCCGACUCUCCGGCGCAAGCGCUUCAAGAUGCGCCGCAUGAGGAACGUGCCCAGCGAGAGGGAGAUCGAAAGAGGGCGGCUGAACAGUUGCCUCCUCUCGACUCGGUCCCACUCGGGCUCAAAGGAGUACCUCCAGCUGCCUUCCAUUGAGAUCACGCCAUCCAGCGACGAAGAUGCCCUGUCUUCCUGGUCCAGCUGCUCCACGCCCAGUGCCUCGCCUCGCCGCAAGCGUUUCCUGUUGAGGAAGUGGCUGAAGGUCCGAGAGAAGAAGGAGCAUGUCAGUGAGAGCAGCAGCCAGCAAAGCAGCCAGCAGAGCAGCCAACAGAGCAGUCAUGAGGACGACAGCACUCGGUUCCUGACUCCAUUAAUCCUAGAAGAGAGGUCUGACAGUGCAGCGGACAAAUUCAGCACUGCCAGUAACUCAAACAAGAGCACACCUGCCUGCUCACCAGUGCUACGCAAACGCUCACGCUCUCCCACGCCACAGACCCAGGAGGGUGAGAACAUGGUGGAGAAGGGUUCGGACCACUCCUCUGACAAGUCCCCCUCCACGCCCGAGCAGGUCGUCCAGAGAACGUACUCGCUGCAGUCAGCACGAAGCGGGGGAAAAAACUCCAAGUCUCACAAGCGACUUUCCAAAAAGAGCCAAAGCUGGUACAAUCAUGAAAGACAACACAUCCUGAGAGUGCUGAGCCCGACAUACAAGCAGCGCAAUGAGGACUUUAGGAAACUCUUCAAGCAGCUCCCCGACACAGAGAGGCUCAUUGUGGACUAUUCCUGUGCUCUUCAACGGGACAUCCUCCUGCAGGGACGACUCUACCUCUCUGAGAACUGGAUCUGUUUCUAUAGCAACAUCUUCCGCUGGGAAACUCUGCUGACAGUGCGGUUAAAGGACAUCUGCUCAAUGACUAAAGAGAAGACUGCCCGCCUAAUUCCCAACGCCAUCCAGGUCUGCACAGACACUGAGAAGCACUUUUUCACCUCGUUUGGAGCCAGGGACAGGACGUACAUGAUGAUGUUCAGACUGUGGCAGAACGCACUGCUCGACAAGCCCCUGUGUCCCAAAGAACUUUGGCACUUUGUACAUCAGUGCUAUGGCAACGAGCUCGGCCUCACCAGUGAUGAUGAGGACUACGUUCCCCCUGAUGACGACUUCAACACCAUGGGGUUCAGUGAAGAGAUUCCCAUUGAAGAGAAUGAGAUCAACAAUGAUAGCUUGUCUAAGAGCAGCAUUGAGGCCAAGCCUGACGGAAGCCCGUUCCCCAUUCAUAAGAGCGUAGUCCCGAACAGCACCAUCCCCAGCCCAGGCAACCAUGACACGCCCAUCACAUUCGACCUCCCAGCAGAGGAAUAUGCAGACUGCUUACCAGAUGGUGAACUGCUGGCUUUGCCCCUAAUGGUGGAAGAGAGGAACUACGAUACCAGCAGGCCUGGUGGUCUUGUACCCUCACCCUCACUCGACUUCAACGACAACGAAGACAUCCCCACCGAGCUCAGCGACUCCUCGGAAACACACGAUGAGGGUGAGGUCCAGGCGUUCCAUGAGGAUCUGCAUGGCAGGCAGCACAUCAACGAGAUCUACAAGUUCAGCGUGGACAAGCUGUAUGACAUCCUCUUCACUGAGUCACAGUUCAUGAGUGACUUCAUGGACCAGCGGCGGUUUUCAGAUGUGGUCUACCACCCAUGGAAGAAGGGGGAUGCUGGAAACCAGACCAGAGAGAUCAUGUACACCAUCUCUCUGUCUAACCCCCUAGCCCCCAAAACAGCCACAGUCACUGAGACUCAGACUCUGUACAAAGCCAGUCAUGAGAGCGAGUGUUACAUCAUCGAUGCUGAGGUCAUCACGCAUGACGUGCCCUACCACGAUUACUUCUACACUCUGAACCGCUACAUGCUCACCAGGGUGGCCAAGAACAAGUGUCGGUUACGGAUAUCAACGGAGCUGCGCUACAGAAAACAGCCGUGGGGGUUGGUCAAAGGCUUCAUAGAGAAAAACUUCUGGAGUGGGCUGGAAGAAAACUUCCGCCGUCUUGAGUUGGAACUGUCCAAGCUUGAGGAGUUCCUCACCGAGACCCACCAGCUCUCUCCGGCUAAGGUGGUGAAGAACUCCACCGUGAGGCGGAAGAAGAGGCCGCUACCACACCUGCGAAGCCAGCACCUGGACGAGGCGCUCAGCCCAGUUACCACGCCGACGGACGACGAAGUGAUCCAGAGGAUCAAACAAGUGGCAGGAUCCACACAGACCAGACACCAGAGUCCAGAGCACCAUCACCUGUCCAGCGGCCUCGCGCUGUACAGUGUCUCCAAACUGCUGCUCAUCAUCAGCUUUGUGAUCUGUUUAAGCUUGGUGCUGCUGGUGUUCCUCAACAUGAUGCUCUUCUACAAGCUGUGGAUGCUGGAGUACUCAGCACAGUCCUUAACAACAUGGCAGGGUCUACGGCUACACGAAAGUAAACUGCCUCAGACGCAGAUGGAGUGGGCCCAGCUCCUGGAGUCGCAGCAGCGUUUCCAUGACACGGAGCUGCAGAAGUGGAGAGAGAUUAUAAAGUCGUCAGUGGUGCUACUAGACCAGAUGAAAGACUCUUUAUUGAACCUCCAGAGAGGCAUCGGUUUAAAUGACUUGAGCUCGGAUGCUGAAGAGGAGAGAAGUCGUUACCACUAACACACCACCACGAGGCCAUGAGGGCGUGCUGUGCAAUAUAGGACCUGUUUUGUUUGUGAACCAGAAUGCAGGCAGCAGCGAGUCAGAGCGAGGAGCAGGACCAACGGUGAGCUGGUCCAACAGAGACAAAGAGAGGACCGAGGGGAACCAGCGCACAGAUGGUGAAAACCCCCUGAGGAGGAAGUCAUUGACAGAAAGUGCCCCUAUCACACACAGGAACUGAGGUGUCCCCAACAUCACUGAGGCAUUGGAGGAAGGUGCAAGUCUCUUCUCUAAACUUGUGGGAUAACCGUUUUCUUUUACUCUCUGUAUGUCCAAGUGCACCCUACUGUAAGCCAUGUCGACCAGGAGAGUAGCAGAGAGGACGAAGGGAAUCUACUGCAUGCAUUUAGACAACCUAGCUCUCCUCAGUCAGUGUAAAUGUGGUCCAGUUCCAGUCUAUGUGUGUCAAAAAAGAAGAACAGAAGAAGAUGAGAGACCAAGUCUAAGAAGAGGGGGGGUCCUUUCGAGUCUUAAUGGCUUUCUACACUCUCUCGACUGUUCCAAACCAAUCGUCCCCAAGAGGGCCUCGCUGCAGCGUCCCUUUAAUAAACCUCCAGCCAAUCAGAGUGCAGUAUCGCGCCACAACUGAAAAGCAAAGGAAGUAUUGUAGCUGGAGGCUUGCUGCCUGGUCAGGGCUGGUUCCCUGUCAGAGCGCAAUGGUGAAAUAUUUAGAAGUAGAAUCUAUAGCUUGAGACCUAAACCAGUAUUUUUACCUUCAUACACAGUUCACAUGAUCAGUUGCCCCUGCCUCAGUGUUCGAUUCCAUACAGUACGUUAUUCCUCAUCUUUCUAAUCAAGUCGAAUGUAUUAUGUAGCCUGAACAAAAGGCCAGAAGGAGUUAUUCUUCUUUGAAAAAGGGAUGCUGCAGCCAGACCAGUAGGGAGACCUGUGUUCUUACUUGUUUUAUUACUAAACUGUGACUAUAUCUCUUGAAAAAUGUUUCAAAUUAGAAAG
This is a messenger RNA of Limanda limanda (common dab), 3777 nucleotides long. RefSeq names its product GRAM domain containing 1Bb (gene gramd1bb). Gene Ontology annotation, biological process: intracellular sterol transport. The record is from RefSeq and is a predicted model, not a curated record. The transcript has 23 exons. Gene Ontology annotation, cellular component: endoplasmic reticulum membrane; endoplasmic reticulum-plasma membrane contact site; plasma membrane. NCBI's taxonomy places the organism in Eukaryota, Metazoa, Chordata, Actinopteri, Pleuronectiformes, Pleuronectidae. Gene Ontology annotation, molecular function: sterol binding; sterol transfer activity. The coding region runs from base 1 to 2781 and encodes 926 amino acids.